UUAAGGAGCCCUGGGUGGGUUCGAUCCUCAGCACCACAUAAAAAUUAAUUAGUUAAAGAUAUUUUUAAAAAAUAAACUGUAGAAUCCACACGGUAGGAUAGGACAUUCCUCGUAAGCACAGCAGUACCAGCAACUGCAUUUUUAAUUUCCAUAUACCGGAUCCAGGUGAAUGCCCUGGGUGUUGGUCUGCAUUUCCCAAAUGAGGAAAUGGCCUAGAAAGGAGCCGACGCCAUAAUUGUAAGGAACCAGGUUCCCCAGUCCUUCCUCCCAACUGCCAAGCUGCCUUGCCCUGUGGGCGUAACUCUGGCAUCUCCAAGACCAACAGAGGCCUUGGCAACGCUGACACUCUGUGGAGCAACAGCCACCAGGCAGCCAUCCUAGAGCAGGUCAGGGGGCCAGGUGCAGCAGGCUGGAAUUCCUGCUGCCUAUGGAGUGGAUGGCAGCCCCAGGGCCCAAGCAGAGGGCCCCUCCUCGAGCCUUGGAGAAUGCUGUGCCGCAAGCAGAAGCCUGGCUGCCAGGAGUCUCUUGUGGCACCUCAGCCGGGGCCACCAGCCUGGAGGGAGAGCUUCCGUCAGAUCUGGAGAUGAGCGAGGAACAGCGGCUACAGAUCUCCAAGGAGCUGGUCGACCUUCAGAUUGCAACGCAUCGCCUGCAGGAGCAGCACGAGGCUGAAGUCUUCCAGCUGAAGAGGGAGGUGAGCAGCUGUAGAAGCCCAGGUGUGCCAGAUGAUCACACCAGGGCAGGUGGUGCCUGGGAGUGCACACACAUUCAGUAUCGGCCUGUCCUUUGUAUACCAUCUGCUCACCCUGAUGACCCACAGGUCCUUCGGCUGGAGAGCCGGGUGCUGGAGCUGGAGGUGCGUGGAAAUCAUAUCAGCCAGGGGCAUGUGGACCCAGCAGAGGUCAACCCAGUACAGAAGUUCAGUCAAGAAACCCAGGGGCCCAGACACUCUGCCCACCACAGCCACCAGGUCACCCUGACCACAGGAAGAGCCCAGGUGCAACCCAAGGAUGUCCUGAUCCCUAAGCCAUUGAAACUGGAGAAUAGUCUGCUGGGAACCCAGGAGCUUCGGGGUGAAGUGAAGUGGGUGCUGGAACAUCACAGGGCCCUUCAGCAGACACUGGAGACACGGGUCAGGGCAGCCCUGGGCCAGCAGCUGCAGGGAGCACAAGAGGAAGCCAGGGCAGCUGGACAGCGGCUAGCUGCACAAGCAGUGGUAAGCAUCACCCCCCACACCCUGUGUGCUUCGAGAUCCAGCAGUAGGUAUCCUCCAAGUACAGCAAGGUCCCUCCCUCACCCCCAGAUGCUGUCCACCUGCCAGGGCCAGCUCCGACAGGCCCAGGUUGAGAACGCCCGGUUGCAGCUGCAACUGAAGAAGCUGAAUGAGGAGUAUGCCCUCCGGCUGCAGCGCUGCGCCCGAGAGGCAGUGGUGAGCACCAGGCCAGGGGCCCUGUGGUGGAGAGGGGAGGCCUGUGAGUCCCAGGGAGCCCACAUCUGGUCUGGGCAUGCUGGACAGCUUCAGGGAGACCCUAGGGAUGGGAUUGGGCCCAACCAGGUCACCCUGCCAGCUCCAGCCCAGCCCCCAAACCUAGCUCCCCCUAGUGCUGCCCCAGCAUCAACUCACCUUCUCCAGGGAUAUGCAGAUGGUGCAAGCCAGGCGGCUCUUCAGACUUUCCUGGAGGCCACUCUACAGGACAUCCAGGCAGCACAUCACAGUCGUGAGCAACAGCUGGCCCGGGCUGCUAGGGCCUACCGAAAGCACCUGGCAGAUCUGAGCCGUAGGCAUGAGGAGCUGCUGGCCACACACAGUGUGCAGCAGGAGCAGCCUCAGGCACUAGCAGACCCAGACAGGACAACUGGGACCCUCAAGGCUACCUUUACUACAGCCACAGACCUGAAGCCACUGUCUGUGCCCCUGGCCACUGAGCUCAGCCACCUGCAGGAGAAGGAUGAGCACAGCCAGUUCAGGAUGCUGCCCUUGUGCCCACGAAAGGGACCUGGUGAAGCCUCCUCCCAGGAGACCUCAGAGCCACUGAGCCUGGAUACCAAUUCCUGGGCCCAGAUCUGCCAGAAGCUCCAGGACUUCGCCCGAGGCACUCAGAGCUGGAAUGUGAGCGAGCACAGCUGCUGGUGCGGGCCACCAAGGCUGAAGAGCAGCUUUCAGAGCUACAGGAGUAUGUGGACCAGCACCUGGGAAGGUGAGCUGAAUGGGAGAGGACCUUAGUCUGGGUGGGGGAAGAUAGUCCAUAGUCAGGUAGAUGAUUUUAACCUGAUUCCUCUGAGCAGGUAUAAGCAGGAAAUCCUGAGGCUGAGGAAGCUGGUGGGCGCAGGGGACCCCUGGAAAGCGGGAACCACACCUCCAGCCAAUCCCUAACAUCCAAGGACACAGCCGGCCUUCUGAGGAGCACAGAGCAGACCCCUUCGUAGCCAGCAAUGGAGGCUCCCCCACACCCCAGUCAUCCCUGCACCCCACAACCCCACUAUCCACAAAAUAAGCCUGUGAUCUAUGA
This is a messenger RNA of Ictidomys tridecemlineatus (thirteen-lined ground squirrel), 2510 nucleotides long. NCBI's taxonomy places the organism in Eukaryota, Metazoa, Chordata, Mammalia, Rodentia, Sciuridae. The record is from RefSeq and is a predicted model, not a curated record.